Molecule: messenger RNA, 1824 nt
Organism: Mucor mucedo
Lineage: Eukaryota; Fungi; Mucoromycota; Mucoromycetes; Mucorales; Mucoraceae
Exons: 1
Coding region: 25-1425 (466 amino acids)
Cellular component (GO): nucleus
Molecular function (GO): protein binding
Source: RefSeq, a predicted model, not a curated record
AACUUUUUUUUUAUUAAAGAAAGAAUGUUGGACUCUUUUAUUAACGAGCAUACGGGAGUCAUGAUUCGAGAGAAUCGAUUGGUAGCGUCAGAAUCGAUCAAGAGUGGCUCAACUAUCCUUGUUCAACCCCCUUUAGCUUCUGUACCUUUACCAGCCAAACGUCAUCAAAGAUGUAAUUAUUGUCUCCGUAAAGCUCAGCUUCAAUGUUGUUCCCGUUGUCGAUCUGCCUAUUUUUGUAGUAACGAAUGCUUUCGAAAUGCAUGGUUACACUUUCACCGAGUAUUAUGUGAACCACAGGAAACAGAUAUCUAUAAAGACGUUGACGCAGAUCGAUGGUUAUUGGAAAGAACAGCACUUACCCUGCACAGUCACGCUCGUCUGAAUAAGCAGCAUUCUCAUUCUCCGCCUCACUUGCCAUUCGCUAUUCACGCGCUUUCGUUACACACCCCGACUGCAUCUACUUCAGAAUAUAAUCAAUCCACUGUCGAUGCCGUUGCUAAAUUCUUGGAAGGCUUUGAUUGUCAGAUAUCUUCGGAUGAAUUGUCAAUUCUUUGGAAGCGAAUUCAGACCUGUUCUUUCCCUAUUUUUGAUCAUGAGCACAAUUUGGAUCAGGUCGCUGUCGGUGUCUAUCCAAUUACUUCUCUCUAUGUGGGUCAUUCAUGUAGACCCAAUGCUGCCGUUCUAUAUAAGCAGGACACACAAGCUAUCAUCACUUUAGAGGAUAUUCUUCCUGGAGAACCUAUUACUAUUGCAUACGUAGACUUGAUCAGUACAAAGGGACAACGUGCGGAAGAAUUGAAAAAAAGGUUUGGUGAUGAUUACAAAUGUCAUUGUAUUCGUUGCGAAGGAGAUCUUGCUGUGGUUGAUAUGGCAUUAGAAAAGGGUGAAUCACUCCAAUUAACACCGGCAGACGGAUUAAAAUUAGUCAUUGAACAAAUAGAAUCAUGGUCCGUAUUAGAAAUGAUUAGACAUGGAGAGGUCAGAGAUAAAGAUAGUUGGUCCCCUAUCCAAGUACUAGAACCACCUCAAUUUACACACUUUGUAAGUCGAAUUGCUGCUCCAGCUAUCUAUUAUGCCUCCAUUGAUGACAAGAAACAUCCUUCUUCAGCAAGCAUGUAUAAAUCGUAUGUGAAAGAAGACCGAGCUCAACUUUUACAGCGACUUCCAGCGGCCAUGACAGCGGUUUUAAAUGUGCCACAAGUUCCGGCAUUUACUCUGUCUGCCAUUCGUGCUGCUGAAAACGUGUUAUUGCAAAAGAUCUCUGAAGCAAACUGGGUGGAGACAUCGCGAUGUGCAUUGUAUUUAUUUGUGGUUUAUCGUUUAAUAUAUCCUCCCUACCAUCCUAAAUUAGCCUAUCAUACACUUAUCCUUGCAAGAUCUGGGUGGAACGCACUUGUAGAGAUGGAGUUAAUUGGUGUUGAUUGAAAGUUAGAACGUAUCUAUGCCAACGGUACAAGAACCUGGAUUGAAUUAGCAAAGGAUGUAAUUGAUACCACUUUUGGAAGAGAUUCAAACUUAUGGAGAGAUGUGGUUGAACUGCAAUGGGUUUACGAUCGUGAACAAAAAGUGAAGGCUGCUUAAAUUUUACUACUUAUUAAUUGAUUCUUCUUGUGCAUACUAUUAUAAUCUUCUUUCUCUAUUACCUUUUUUUUUUUUUACCCCUUUACAUAUACAUAUAAAUCCGAUUGAGACACAAAAUACGUACACACAGUUGAUAGGUUGCACGGUCCAGUGGUCUUUUGAUUUUUUUUUCUUUUUUUAUUAUCUCUCAGUUGGAUAUUUGAUUAGAGUAUAAUUCAAUACUAUGUAAAUAGAGAGGAAAAG